CGAAGCAGGAGUCAUUAUCACAACAGUAUCUCAGUUAUCUUCUGCGAUUGUCUCCUUUUUUUCACUACGAAUCGACGGGCAUAAAAAUAGAAAUCACUUCCCGAUAAUUCAAGACCAACACAAGAGAUAUUCGUACUUGAGGGCAGAACUACUCCGGAUUUCAUAAAAGCAUUUCAUCAUGGAAGCCAUGGAUAUAUGCUUGGCAACAACAAAGGAAAUAUCCUAUCUGAUUCUGAAUCAUCCCAUUUAUUCGGCUAUUGGAGCCUUCAUCUGCUUCGUGAGUUUGCUGAAAUUUUACUGCCGCCUUACUCUGGGAGUGUACGACGGUGACCACGACCUUGCAGGAAAAACCGUCCUCAUAACAGGAGCAUCGGCCGGAAUAGGCAAGGCCGCUGCCUAUGACUUCGCCCGGAGGAGAGCCCGCGUCCUUCUCGGCUGCCGCAACCUGGGCAAGGCUGAGCGAGUGGCCCGAGAGAUCCGCUCGGCUACCGGCAACGAUAACGUGGUGGUCAAGCAGCUGGACUUGUGCUCCUUCAAAUCGGUGAGGGAAUGCGCACGAAAUGUGAUAGAAACGGAACAGAAGCUCCACAUUCUUGUCAACAAUGCGGGGAUUGCAGGGCACAAGCGAAAACUCACAGAAGAUGGAUGUGAAAUGACGAUGCAGUCAAAUCAUUUCGGCCACUUUCUUCUCACGCUGUUGUUACUAGAUCUCCUGAAGAAGUCGGCUCCCAGUCGCAUCAUCAACGUUUCUUCCGAAGCUUAUCAGAUGGCCAAUUUGGACCUCGAAGACUUAACAAAUGAGAAAAACUCCGCCGAUAUUAAAGUGUACGCUAACAGCAAGCUGUGCAACAUUUUAUUUACCAAAGAACUUGCACAAAGGUUGCUAGGAACAGGUGUCACCGUCAACGCCUUGCAUCCCGGCUGCGUUAAGACGGACAUUAUGAAUAAUUCCGAAGGUUUAUUUGCUCUCAUGACUCUGUUUAUAUUCGCAACCGUGGGAAAGACAAUGGAGGAAGGUGCUCAGACAACUGUCCGCUUAGCCGUCGAUCCAGAUUUAGAGAAGACAACAGGGAAAUACUUUAUGGAUUGCAAAGAGAAAGCAGUGAAAGGCAAAGCCAAUGACAUGAAGCUUGCAAAAAGUUUGUUCGAAUUGAGCGAGAAGAUUGUGGGCGUGUCAUUCCCUCAAACGUGAAGCCGCCGAAAUUCAAAAAGAAACUAAGGAUUCUAGGCAAUAUAUUUGAUCUGUGAAUUCUACUUCACAGAACAACUCUGAUGACAAAUCAACGAACUCUUUAAAUUAUACACUUCAACGAUCCGUCUUAUUUUGAUAAAUGUAAACUUCAUUUUGCAUGAAAGAAUUUGUGAAAAUAGUAUUAAAUUAGUGACCAGUGCUCUAUUGUUAUGUUUAAUAAUGUACUUAAAAUUGCUAUAGUUAAAAUUUCUUCCACUAAAAUGAUUUCUUGAAUUAACCGAAUUCAAUAUUUUGCUCUUACGUUUCAUUUAUAUUAAUAACUGAAGGAAUUUAUUGAAAUAAAAGCUAAAAUUUGAGAAAAUUUAGAGCCAAUAUCAUUUAAUUAUACUGAUUUUUAUUUCGUUGAGUCGAUACUAGUUAAGAUAUAAGGAAUGUACAAUUUACUAAUAUAUUUUUCCAUUUCUUAUGUUUUUCUUUAAAAAAAGCUUCUGUAAAUAAUCAAUUUGUUAUAAAUAAAAGUCUUAUUCUUUGUA
Argiope bruennichi is the source of this 1725-nucleotide messenger RNA. RefSeq names its product retinol dehydrogenase 12-like. Lineage: Eukaryota; Metazoa; Arthropoda; Arachnida; Araneae; Araneidae. The transcript is spliced from 7 exons. Bases 179 to 1192 code for a protein of 337 amino acids. The record is from RefSeq and is a predicted model, not a curated record.